CAUAAAAUAAGGUUAAAAUUGGAUUUUGUCAAGUUAAAUAGGAUCUAUGGAGCCUGUAAAAUUUAUUAAAAAGGGUCGUAUAAAGUCUGUAAGGAAACGUGAGGAAGAUUCUGAAUCAGAGGAUGAUACAGUUGUAAAAUCUAAAAAAGUUAAUUUUCAAAAAAAAAAUACAGUAACAAGUACUAAUAUUUCUGGAAAAUCAUCAUUAAUUGAAGAAUUUGAAACUUCUUCUGUUAAUACUGCAGAUCCUCCUAUUAUUGCUUCUGAUCAUACAAAAAAUUCAAAUCAAACCCUUACUCGUCCUGGUCCUGUUCAAGCAAAACAUAUUUUACCAACUACUUUUAUUGAUUAUGCUCCCGAUAUUUGUAAAGAUUACAAACAAACCGGAUUUUGUGGUUUUGGUGAUACUUGUAAAUUUCUUCAUGAUCGUGAAGACUAUAAGGCUGGUUGGCAACUUGAUCAUGAAUGGGAUUUACUUCAACAUAAAAAAAGAUCCGCUAUUCUUCAUGGAAAUAAAUACGAUUCUCAUACUGAUGAUUCUUCUUCUGAAAAUGAUGAGAUUCCAUUUGCUUGUUUUAUAUGUCGAAAAGAAUAUGUUCAACCUAUAGUUACAAAAUGUGGUCAUUAUUUUUGCGAAUCCUGUGCAAUACAAAGGUACAGAAAAAACCCAAAUUGCAUUAUUUGCGGUGCUGGAACUUCUGGUAUUUUUAAUACUGCUAAAAAACUUCAGUCAAAAUUGCUACAAAAACAACAACGAAUAAACGAAAAACAUGUUUCCUCUGAUAUUUAACCUUUCUACUUCUUUUUUUGCAUCUUAUCUUUCGAUUUAUCCUACU
This is a messenger RNA of Pneumocystis carinii B80, 836 nucleotides long. RefSeq lists its product as hypothetical. Bases 47 to 790 code for a protein of 247 amino acids. Gene Ontology annotation, biological process: snoRNA splicing. Lineage: Eukaryota; Fungi; Ascomycota; Pneumocystomycetes; Pneumocystales; Pneumocystaceae. The transcript is spliced from 2 exons. The record is from RefSeq and is a predicted model, not a curated record. Gene Ontology annotation, cellular component: U2-type spliceosomal complex. Gene Ontology annotation, molecular function: metal ion binding.